Ostrea edulis (European flat oyster) is the source of this 901-nucleotide messenger RNA. RefSeq names its product putative nuclease HARBI1. Lineage: Eukaryota; Metazoa; Mollusca; Bivalvia; Ostreida; Ostreidae. The transcript is spliced from 3 exons. The record is from RefSeq and is a predicted model, not a curated record. The annotation marks the transcript as partial.
ACAAACAGCUUUAUCUAUAUUCAGGUUCUUAUCGCAUUAAGAUUUUAUGCCAGUGGGAGUUUCCUACAAGUGCUUGGGGACACCACAGGUGUGGAGAAAUCUACUGUUUCGAGAGUAGUUAGGCGAGUUUCCUUGGCAUUGACAUCUUUGGCACCACGAUUUAUAAGAUGGCCCAAUGAUAGAGAUUUGCAAAUUACAAAAAAUGAAUUCUACAAGCUGGCUGGAUUCCCAGGCGUCACCGGAUGCAUUGACGGAACUCACAUACGAAUCCAGGCCCCCACAGACAACGAGGCAGCUUUCGUAAAUAGGAAAGGUUACCAUUCUUUAAAUGUUCAAGCAAUAUGUGAUCAAAACGGUAAAUUCACCAACGUUGUUGCAAGAUGGCCUGGAAGCACCCAUGACAGCCACAUAUUCCGCAUGAGUGGAAUUAAAGCACAGAUAGAGGAGAACUUCCGUUCGCUUAACGACGGGGUCCUUUUAGGGGACAGUGGUUAUGCUUGUCAGCCAUACCUGAUAACACCUUACCUCAGACCAUCCACGCCAGCUGAGGAGAGAUUCAAUGCUGCUCACAAAAGAACUAGGGUGACCGUUGAACGUGCAUUUGGGUGGUUCAAGAGGCGAUUUCACAUUUUACAUAGCGAAAUCAGAAUGCGCCCUGAACGUGUUUGUGCCAUAAUUGGAGCCUGUGCAGUUUUGCAUAACAUUGCAAUAAUGCAGCGUGAACCUGUGCUUGACGAGGGUGUGGCUAUUCCUGACAGGAACAUUCCAGGAACGUACAAUGGACCAGAGGACGGAAAGAACAUAAGAAAUUACAUAACCAGGAACAACUUCUAACUUCAUCAUGCAAUUAAUAUCUAUGUGUGUGUGCUUGCGCGGUGAGAGAGAGAGAGAGAGAGAGAGA